UGAAGCAGGAUUAUAUUGAGAGAAGUUCAUUGUAACAUUGCGGUAUUUUUGUUACAGCAACCGGUAACAUGGUGGCGUCUUCUUCGGAGGCGGACAACGGAGCCUCCAAGUCCCGGUUUCCCGAUAUGAAGACGACGUCGGGCGUCCAAAGGCCCUACUUCGACGACGUCGGGCCCCGAAACGUGACGGCGGUGGUCGGGCAAUCCACGUUGUUGAAUUGUCGAGUGAAACAUCCCGGCGAUAGAACGGUAUCCUGGAUGCGAAAACGCGACCUCCACAUCCUGACGUCCAGCAUCCACACGUACACGGGCGAUGCCAGGUUCAGUGUUCGGCAUCCAGAGCACUCCGACGAUUGGGAUCUACGCAUCGAAUAUGUCCAGAAACGAGACGCCGGCGUCUACGAAUGCCAGGUCAAUACGGAGCCCAAGAUCAAUUUGGCCAUCAUGCUCAACGUCGACGACUUAUCCUCCCUUGCUGCCACGCAUCCAGGCCCUCGACCCAAAGAUGCUCAGGCUUCGAUUUCGGGACCGCCGGAGGUGUACGUGAAGAAAGGCAGCACCAUAUCGUUGACUUGCACAGUCAACGUGCACUCGACGCCGCCUUCGUCUAUUUUGUGGUACCACGGACACGCCGUGGUGGAUUUCGAUUCGCCCAGGGGCGGGAUCAGCUUGGAAACGGAGAAAACCGAAGCCGGCACCACCAGCAAGCUCUUGGUCACCAAAGCUCUGCUGUCCGAUACGGGAAAUUACACGUGCAUGCCGUCCAACGCCAGUCCAGCGUCGACUGUAGUCCACGUUCUGAACGGUGAACAUCCUGCGGCGAUGCAGACCAGCAGGGCGGCGCCCCAUCAUCAGAUGACCCUGCUGGCUUCGUUUUGCACCCUCAUGGCCGCCACCCUAACCAGAUGA
Phyllotreta striolata is the source of this 908-nucleotide messenger RNA. The record is from the annotation of a GenBank genome assembly. Lineage: Eukaryota; Metazoa; Arthropoda; Insecta; Coleoptera; Chrysomelidae.